Beta vulgaris subsp. vulgaris (sugar beet) is the source of this 770-nucleotide messenger RNA. RefSeq lists its product as uncharacterized. Lineage: Eukaryota; Viridiplantae; Streptophyta; Magnoliopsida; Caryophyllales; Amaranthaceae. Bases 67 to 585 code for a protein of 172 amino acids. The record is from RefSeq and is a predicted model, not a curated record. The transcript has 5 exons. Gene Ontology annotation, biological process: mitochondrial respiratory chain complex I assembly. Gene Ontology annotation, cellular component: mitochondrial inner membrane.
GAGUGGUUUAUCAUAGUUGGGGAACAUAAAUGCCUAGUUCAUGAAGGAUCCUGGAAUUGAAGCGAAAUGGCGCUGAGGCAGAUAGCAGGGGAGAAGGUUCCGUCUCUGUUGAAAGUCCUAAGAAAAGAUAUAUCAAAACCCCAUUCAAUCAGUAAACCUUUACCUUCACUUCGACGAACUUUCUCUCUCUAUGAUCAGAUCAAUCUAAUUGAUAAUGUCCCCGAGGACCAACUCCGCUUUCAACAGUUUGACGAUACUGGGUUUAAGGUAAAUGGAGUUAAGUAUGAAGGUAGCUUGCUUUGUGUUGGAAAUUUGCUAAUGUCAUGGAGUCCUAAGAAGUUUUCGGAUAUCACCCCGGAAAGCUUGUCCAUCUUCCAGAUUCUUCGGCCUGUACCAGAGAUUUUAAUUCUUGGAUGUGGAAAGCACAUAGAACCAGUAAAUUCUGAACUCCGGAGCUAUGUUCGCUCUGCGGGCAUGAAACUAGAAGCAGUUGACUCGAGAAAUGCUGCCUCUACGUACAACAUUUUGAACGAGGAAGGUAGAUUUGUUGCAGCAGCUCUCCUCCCAUAUGGAGCGUCUUCAUGAUAUUUCAUCAUCUGAUUAAUCAGAAGUUUAGCAAUCUCUGGGUUUUGCUUUUGGUACUUACUUUGACUUGUCACUGAAUUUUGGUGCUAUGUAGUCGUGUUGAUGCAAAAUCAUUGUCAACAACAAAUGCAUAAGUUCUUCUGAAAACGCAGCUUUCUAUCACAUUUUUUAUUGUUAUCUUUUAA